Polychytrium aggregatum is the source of this 7284-nucleotide messenger RNA. RefSeq names its product rough deal protein C-terminal region-domain-containing protein. Lineage: Eukaryota; Fungi; Chytridiomycota; Chytridiomycetes; Polychytriales. The transcript is spliced from 43 exons. Gene Ontology annotation, biological process: mitotic spindle assembly checkpoint signaling; mitotic sister chromatid segregation; protein localization to kinetochore involved in kinetochore assembly. The record is from RefSeq and is a predicted model, not a curated record. Gene Ontology annotation, molecular function: small GTPase binding. Gene Ontology annotation, cellular component: kinetochore microtubule; RZZ complex; cytoplasm. The coding region runs from base 71 to 7180 and encodes 2369 amino acids.
GCCAGCACAAGUGCCCACCAGGACGAUUGCUCGGUUGGAGCGAUUGCAUCUCAACAGCCAGCGACAGAGCAUGGCGAGCGACGACGAGUGGGAGCGCGACUACAGCAGCGACGACGACAUGGGACUCGACGACAACCCCAGUGCCGACGAAGAGGACAUCAGCGACGACGGGGACGAUUCCAGCGAUGACGAGGACCGAUUAUGGACGAUCGUGGGCCAGGAGAUGCUCUCAAAGGAGCCUGUCGCUGCCCUCAGUGCACUGGUCGAGUCUUUUUCAAGUGGCCAAGGUGGCGAUUGCGGCAGCGACUCGAUAUACAAAGCGCAGACGCUGAUUGCCUUCGGUCACGAAGCUGAGCCGGAUCUGGACUUGCCGCCUUGCCGAGCCGCCAUGUCAACCCAGUUCUUCUGCAUCGCCAUCGAGAGCCACAUUUACAUUGUCGGCAGCGAUUGCUCGACGCUCCUCGAUACCGUAUCCUUUGACUCGAACGUUGGUCAGCUCACCCUCAACACAUCUGGAGACUACCUGGCUGCUGUCACGGCUCAGGGAUGCGUCAGCAUCAUCGAGCUGUCAUCGCGCAAGGUCGUAUGGACACAGGACUUUCACGACGACGAGGACGGCGAUCUGUGUCCAGUCCUAUGGAUCGGAUUCUUGAAGGCUGCAGGCUCCGCAACCGAGGAGCUCCUCAUCGUCCUUCGGAGUAUGACCAUACUUCGUUUUGCCAACAUCGAUCUCCAAGCGAUCAUGGCUGCGGCUGCCCAGCACAACAUGGAGGCUGCCAUGCAGCUCAAGGGCCAGAUCACUCGCGAGAGUGUGUCGAUCAGCCCAGAUCACCUCGAGCUGGUGCGCUGCAUUCAGUACAACGGCAUCGAAGAUGACCUGAUAGUGUGUGGCCAAGGCCCGGCGCCGCUACUGACGUGGGGGCGGUCGCUGGCUUCGCAGCCCAUCGAAUUCCCUGUUUCGGCAUCGGACCCACAGCCCAGCAUCGUCAGCGCCGACGUCGACGCAUCCGGUGGAUAUCUACUGACACUCUCGGGCGACGGCAACUUGGAGCUGCGAGUCCUUCCCUACUGUAUUCCAGUUUUCAGCCGAGCAACAGACCUCGUGGAUGCUAAAAUCAAGGCCGUCGCACCCGGAUCGGGCGCUGUCCUGAUUUCGGGGAUCAUCCGCGACCAAAAGUCCAGCCGGAAGUACAUUCAGUUCAUCGAGCUGCCGACCUUCCGCAUCGUCAAUCAGAUCGAGGUGCAUGCAAACUCGUGGAUACUCUCUGAAAUCAAGCGCUGUCCUUCGACUGGGACACAUGCACAUGAAGUCUCUGCAACCGAGGCGCCACUCUUCUCGCUUGAGAACGACGUAUUCUUUGUCGAAGGGCUGUGGGAUCCGGCAAGCAACCGACAAAUGUACUUUGUUCGGGCGAUAUCAGAGUCUAAGCCAAUGGGUCAUCUUCAAACUUUGAUCAACGAGAAGCGAUUCGGCGACGCCAAGGCAUUUGCUCAAGCCCGUGGGUUGCCGAUCGAGGUCGUCACCAAGGUCCAACUCAGCAGCCUGAUGACCUCCAUCAAGAGCCACUCGCAAGGAGAGCUGGCUUGUGUCGUGCAGAGCCUGCUCGAUCAGCUUGAUGAAGUGGAGGACCACAUAUACUGCAUCAACUUUUGUGUCCAAGCCAAGGUGCCGACGAUCGAUUCGACGUACAGGCUGCUAUCGUAUGCGCGCGGUCGGUCGCAGAGGAUCAAAAAGUCCGAGUUCACAACCCUGACGGACGUGGCUGUCUCGAGUGUCCACCAUGCUAUUCACCGGCUUGGAACUUACCAGCUCAUGCUCGAGGCCGACAACAGCGCCGACCAGUUUGAUGCUGAGGCAUGGCAGCGCUUCCGAAUGACUUUCCUUGCGACGGAGGUCUCGGAUCUGCUCGCAAACAACCAACUCUGUCAAGCGAUUGUGGUGUGGCGACGCCACAUUGCUGAUGAUGACCUGCUCGAGGAGAUUGCCGAUAUCCUGGAGUACGUCUCGAUGGACGCGCCACCUGAGGAGUACAUAGCUUGGAUCAAGCACGACAUCAUCCCGAACGUUCACCGGGUCGUUGAAAAAUCCAGGAUCAUUGCGUGGAUCGAAAGGCGGGCAAUUGCCGUCGAAGAAAAGGAUCAGCGACCCCAUGAGGCCUUCCGCCUCAUCCAGCUGCUCGACGACCUGAACUCGACUUCCCAAAGCCGGAUGCUGAACUUUCCGAGCGUCGAUGGCGUAGACGUGCUUGUAACCCCGCGCAACUACGUCGAGAGCUCGAUCUGGAGAGUCGCUGACGAGGCCCCAGAGGCGCCUCCGACCGAGCUCAAGACGGCCCUUGAAGAUCUCGUCGUUCUAUCGGACAAACACGGCUUUUACAUUCCGCUCCAAGAAUAUCAGCAGACCUCGCCUGCGGAGAUAGCCUUGGGCCUGCUCGAGAGGGUGUCAGCCCACGAACUGCUCUCUGGAGCGAUCCGCGAUCACUUCAAGCCAUACAUCGAGCGCCAUGCUCUCGAUUCCGACGAGCUCCUGACCGAGUACUGUCUCGAGAUCAUGAACGGCUCGCUGGACGUAGCCAAAGCAUGCGAUGGUUCCUGGGAAGCCCGUGUCCUCGAGAUUCUUUCGUGCAUGGAAACGAAAGGCGCCAAGUUGAACGUGCUGGUGGAAGUGCUCAAACGCACCCGCGUUCCAUGGUCGGCCGAGCUGGAAGCGCACAUUGAAACGUGUCUGCAAUGGACUUUUCUUCGGCGAUACGAGGACUUUAAGGAAACCCACAUGCUGCUCCGACUGAAGAGGAUGCUGCUUCAACACGGUAUCCCGAAUCUCAACGUCAGCGACUUGUCGAUGGGCCGGAGAGUCAUCGCUGUCUUGUCGACAAUACCUCCGGCGCUGGACAUUGAGCCCGUGCAGGACGGAAUGAUGGUCGUCAACACAUAUGCGCAUCUCAACAAGCUCGAUGUUUACCGAGCCAGGCUGCGUUAUCUGCUACAACACCGACACAAGGACCAGGCUCUGAAACUGCUGGACACGGGGCUGGAGAACGACAGCACAAGUCUUCCAGCCGAGGCCCGGGCGACGUUGAUACCCUGCAGCCUGAGCACCAGCGAAGCCAUUACUGUGCUGAACGAAAUCGCCCUGUGGCUCGAUCAGAAGCUUUCGCAGACCGUGCGCAAUGUGAAUCCAAACGGGGUUCCGACAGAUUGCUCCAACGGCGCGUCUCCAGCGACCGACCAAGCGCAGUCCACCUUCGACUGGGUCAUCAACUCAUAUGUCGUUGUGGCCGAGUAUGCGCAAAAGCCCCUGAGGGAUAUCGCAGAGAUCAAUCAGAAAUCCAGCAAGGCAGAGUUCGAUACCCUGCACUGGUCUCUGCAUCUGAGCCAGCCAGACUUGCUGGUCAAGCUCCGGAGCAUCGCGGUCAUCUUUGCCGAAUACCGAUUGAUGUUGAACAUGGAUAUGUAUGAGAACCGGGAGCUGCACGUUGAGAUCCUGUCGAAGAUUGCGCCGCAAGCCUUCACCGACGAACACCCGCCGCACAGCCGCGAGUCGCCCUCCAAGCGCUCGAUGGCCUUGGCGUCGUCCUCGAAGGGCGAUCGCAUCUACACAAAGCAACAGGUGUACAGACUGGCAGAGCUACUGAGGUUCCCUCGAAGCAAUCUACACAGCCUCAUCGCUAUCCAGGCGAUCCGGGAUGGCGACCUCGUGACAGCAGUUGCUAUCUCCAAGGAGCUGUACGAAUCGUCCACCGAGCCGGCGGUGGCGGAGCUGCUGCGAGAUAUCACCAACGAGCUGGUCAAGCAUCUCAGCCAGAACAAGAUCUCGGAGCUGGCGUCGUCGCCCAACUUCCGAAUCACAAGCUAUAUCAAGCUAGUCGUGCAGCGGUCUCAGUCCCUGUGUUCCGCGAGUGAUCUUCCAGAUGCGAUCGAUCAGUAUCGCCGGCUCGAUCUGCUUGACAGCAUAUUCAGCCAGAGCGACCAAGGCGACUAUGCAGUUUUGCUGUCCGAGGCCAACAAAGCUCCCAGUGGUACGAAGCGAAAGAUUGCAGAGCUCUCGCAAGCCGAGCUGCAUGGUUUCCACGACCCCGUCAUCGCCAACAUCAAGGAUGACUUUGGUAGCUCGCUGUUCGGCGGACACUUUGGCGGAAUCGGACUGGUGCUCUCGGCCGACACCAGUGUGGGCCACUGUGCCCAGUACUGUAACGAGUGGAACGCCUUCCACAAGGGCUCGGGACAAGACCGCAAGCGCAAAGGCAACGCGUUGAUGCCCCUGGAACAGGCAGACCCUUUGCUCAAGCACUUGAUUCAGAAUCGAUCCUACCUCACAGCACUUUGCCUGCUCUACUCUGUUGCCGAGAUCAGUCAUCGACUGGACGCUGUCGAGGGCAGCCAGCUAGUCUCUGAAAAUGAAUCAGCCUUUGGCUUGGUGCACUCCCUGCUUGGCGAGGUCAUUGCCCCUGUGCACAAGAACAUGGAUCAGAGUCUGGCCUUGGCUUGUUUGGUGUUCCUGAAGGAGCCAGGGUGGAAGACGUUCAGGGAGAUCAUCACCACCUCCAGCAGCCAGGCAUUCACGCGUAAUAUGUGUGUUCUUGGAGUGGCGACGGCCAUGGUUCUGGGAAACACAACCAACGAGAAGCGCAUGGCCGAGCUCUCCAAGCGUAACUUUUGGUUCCAGACGCUUCGGGAAUACGGCAUCCCCUUCAGCCAGAAAGAUGUCUCAGAGCUGUCAAAGCCCGAGACCAAGAAGCGCGUCAUCUCCGAGCUGCUGAUCAAGUCCAAUCUCGACCUGGAGCUGGCGAUCGAGUUUGCCAGAUCCCAUGCUCUCGAUGAGGAUACGGUGAUAUUCGAGUUUAUUCUACACUCGCUCAAGGUUCAGUCGACCGGAUACCAGGAUUUCAUUCACGGUGUCCUAGAAAACAUUGAGGAUCAAGCAGGACUCAGGGAGUUCAUGGAGCAUGAGUGCCUUGAUGCCGUGUCGCCGUAUGACUACGAAGCGAUCCAGUUUGUGCUUCAUCUUGCUGGCAGUCUCCCAACAAGCAAGACAGCAGCUUCGUCAGAGGGGCCCAAGCCCAAGUCGCAUGAGAAGAGCGAGAAGCUUCUUUUGGUCGAAAUCCUCCAGACGAUAGCACGGCAUUCGACACCCGAAGUAUGGGAAGCAGCGCGAGUGCUGCGCUUGCAGCAGAAUGGAGAAAAUGCGGCGCAAUUGGUUGAGACGCUCAUCCAAACAUACCCUCUGUGCAAGUCGCGGCUGCCGUACCAUCUGCUGCUUGAAAGCCCCGACAUGACCCUGAAAGCCGAACUCACCGAAACCACGCUGUCGAGUCUCGUGGCGCUGUCAAUCCCCCUCAAACUGGGGACGGACUACUUUUUCGUGCAUCUGAUCGAUAAAACACUUGAAAGCAUGAGGAAAAACACGGACGCCCCUGAGACAAACAUGGCAGAGUGCGACAUGGACGACGAGCGCUCAGCUCUGCCAACCCAGUUCUCGUUUUUCAAGCCUCUCGUUACCAAGAUCAAGGAUGUCAAUGUUGCGAUCGAGAAAUGCAAUGAGAUUGCCGAGCAGCUGACAAACAAGCUCGAAAAGACCAACGCCUACCGCAUGGCUUUCACUCUUCGACAGCGAAGCGCCCGACAGAACAAGACGACCGGUGGCGACGACUCAAAACUUCCGGUCUCACAGAACCUGCUGCGUGCGGAAACCAUCAACCAACUGGAUGUGCACUCCCUUGAACAGUACGCGGUCUACAUUGACGAGCCCGAAGACCUUGUCCGGCGCCUCUACGCCGACAAGAGCGAGGAGGCGCUCUUCAACGAAGACCGACUCCCACUGCACUCGGUUGCGAACGACAUCUGCAAGCGGUACUCGGUUGAUGUUGAGGCGCUGAGGUCGUCGCUGCUCAAGAGCCUGAUUGAACAGGACAUUGGACAAUCGUCAGGGGUUGAGGAGCUGCAGCUUCCCUCAGCCUAUGCCAAGAUCCAUGGCCUGACAAAGUCCCAGGCAGAGUCUUCGCUGCAGCGCACGAUUCUGUAUAUCCUGAGGGCCGACACUCUGGCCAACGGAAUCGCUCGCCUGACAACCUAUGCAUACAAAAAUAUGAGCGCCCGUACCCUGACAAGAAUUCGGGCGCUCAGCGUUCUGUUCUUGUUUGCAUCGCGAAGCGACCUCGAAUCCAAGCACGUGGAUUACGAGCAAGCGAGGCACUAUAUGCAGAUGCUCCUCUACCUGCUGGAUUUUGAAGCUCUCCACAUUCCCGUGACCAUCAGCACCUUUUCAAAGGCCGACAAAGAGGCUUUCGUGCGGUCUCUGUGGCUCAACCACGGCCCGAACUCGCAGGCCGACAAGCGGACACUGGCCUCGCAGCUGAUCUGCAACAUAUGUAUCGACUUUGACAUCUACGACCUCUUGCUCUGGGAGAAUCUGUUGAAACAGUUGAUCCACUUUGAAUCGUGGCACUACCUCCUCAGCGUCCUCGAGCCCAUCAGCGCACGACCGCAGCUCAUCCAGCUGGCAUCUCUGCCGGACAGCUGGAAUCAGGUGCUUCGCCGAUCACUGGAGUUUGCGACAAAGGGCUACACCGCCGAAGAUACAAAGGCAAACUGGCUUCUCUACCGAGUGUUCAGCCUCAUCCAGGACUGCCUAUUCCUGCCCGAGCUCGAUUCCGAGUGCAUCUUGAGACAAAUACUAUCGGUGCUCAAAUCGUUUGGCUCUGAAGCCGAUGCGCCGCUCUUCCUCUUGCUCUGUGUGCUUUCAGUCUUCCCAUCCAGGAACCUCAAGACCACCAUGGAGGAAUAUCUCUGCAUCGCAUCGCCAAAGACGGUAGCGACGCUCGUGGCAAUGGUCAGUGAUCCGACCAAUGCUGAGGUUCCGUCUGGGCCUGCACAGCUGCGCAAGGUGUGGAAAGGCAUCUCGUCAAAGAAAUGGAUCCUGCAUCUACUCUAUGACUCGGUCAACGAGAAGAAGGCCUUUUCGCAUCUACCGGCGAGGCUACUGGUGCGGUCGGCCGAGUACUAUUGCCGCCAGCAGAAUAUCACCGCGCUCCUGCAGUACAUCCUGGGCAACGGCCGAACCAAAGAAGCAGAGCAGCUGGUCGCCCAGUAUUAUCGGAUGCAUCCACCUGCUCCUCCGCUGCCGGAACAAGCGACCGCAGAGACUCAGCUCGAGCGAUUCAUCCGGGACCACGGCCUGUAACAGACGACAGCCGCACCAAGUAGCGAGAUGCAGAGGAGCACUGAAUAUCAAGAUGUAAUCGGGCACCAAUCGGCGAACCUGCUUCUGGAGCUGAAUAUACACAC